Alternaria atra is the source of this 207-nucleotide messenger RNA. RefSeq lists its product as uncharacterized. Gene Ontology annotation, biological process: positive regulation of telomerase RNA localization to Cajal body; rRNA pseudouridine synthesis; snRNA pseudouridine synthesis. Bases 1 to 207 code for a protein of 68 amino acids. NCBI's taxonomy places the organism in Eukaryota, Fungi, Ascomycota, Dothideomycetes, Pleosporales, Pleosporaceae. Gene Ontology annotation, molecular function: box H/ACA snoRNA binding; telomerase RNA binding. Gene Ontology annotation, cellular component: box H/ACA telomerase RNP complex; box H/ACA snoRNP complex. The record is from RefSeq and is a predicted model, not a curated record. The transcript is spliced from 2 exons.
AUGCAUCUCAUGUACAUUCCCGACCCGGAGAACCCGGCCAAGCGCAUCUACACGCUGAAGAAGGUCAUCGAUGGCGAAGUCAGCAAGAGCGCGCAUCCCGCUCGUUUCUCGCCCGACGACAAGUACUCGAGGCACAGGGUCACCAUCAAGAAGCGCUACGGACUGCUUUUGACACAGCAGAAGAACAAGGUCGCUGAGAAGGUGUAA